GCCGCCAGAAAGAAAAACACCUGCGAUGGCCAUCGGGAGUUUGGAGGAGCCACACACUGCGUCAAUUAGACUCCCACUCAUCCUUUGGGCGUGUGAAGUUUGUUUGUCUUUGGCAACAACUACGCAAAAACAUCUGGUCACUCAACUCGCGCGCGCCAUCGAUGAGGGCGGGCGGCAAUGGCCGGAGCCAACGUCUCGGGGCUGCAGGAGCACGUGAGUAGACUGAUGGAGGGCAUGGCGGUGCAGGGCGACGCCGAGGCGCCGGCUGCCCUUCAUCGCAACUUCACCAAGUACCUCAACGUGUCCAACCGCUUCCUGUCCGACUACAAUCUCACGGACGAGUACUUGAACGACUUCGUGCGCCUCCUGGGCGAGAUUGGGGCGCAACGCGAGUGCUCCAGCUACUGCGGCGGCACGCUGAGGGACGUCUUCACUGGCUAUCGCGCCAUUCACGGCUACAUCUCGCUCGUGAUCUGUAUCUUCGGCACCAUCGCCAAUAUCCUCAACAUCAUCGUGCUGACGCGCAAGGAGAUGUCCAAAGCGCCCAUUAACAUCAUACUCAAAUGGCUGGCGGUCACUGAUAUGAUUGUCAUGAUUGAGUACAUCCCAUUCUCCACCUACAUGUACCUCAUAUUCCCAGGAAAACGCGAAUUUAAAUACUCCUGGGCGGUUUAUCUUCUUUUUCACAUGCACUUAUCACAAAUUCUCCAUACAAUUUCCAUCUCAUUGACUGUCACACUUGCCAUUUGGCGGUAUAUCGCCAUCAAGUAUUCUCUAAUGUAUUUCAGGCAUCCCCACGGCUCCUUGGCCGCCUGCGUCCUGACGCACUGCAACGAGGCGAUCCUGCUGUCCUUCAUCCUGCCGCCAAUCCUCUGCUUCCCCACGUAUUUCGUCUUCCGCAUCAACGAGAAGACCAUCAAGGAGAACAACGAGAGCCUCGUGUUGUACCAUUUGGACGCCAAGGAGGACACAGCUCUCUAUCGAUUCAAUUUCUGGAUGCACUCGAUUCUCAUCAAGUUGCUCCCCUGUGUGAUUCUCACUGUGAUCAGCUUCGUAUUGAUCCGAGUGCUGUACAAAGCGGCCAAGAGGAAAGUCAAGCUGAAGGGUUACACAAAUCCAGCAAAUUCCUCCGCAGCCACGUCUCUCAAUGGCAGCAGGCCUUCGCGGACAGAUCGCCGAACGGACAGAACGACGAUGCUUCUCGUGGCUGUACUGCUGCUUUUUCUCAUCACGGAGUUCCCGCAGGGAAUUUUGGGCCUCCUCAGCGGUAUCUUGCAGAAGUGCUUCCUCACGCGCUGCUACUCGCUCUUUGGCGAGCUCAUGGACCUCCUGGCACUCAUCAACGCCGCCGUGGGCUUCGUGCUGUACGGCCUCAUGUCCAAGCAAUUCCGCACGAGCUUCAAGGCGGUCUUCUUCAAGCACCCGCCGCACGGCCUCGAGAUGACCAAAGUCACCGGCCUGACCACAACGUGCGUCUGACUAGAGCGAUACCUGCGCCCGUGCUGCGUGGCGCCCAGCGGCGACGGUCUGCACGAGAAGGCCCUCGUGUGACACGCGCCCCGCGCGCGUGACCGGCUUCCCGGCAGGACGAGCCGCGGCGGUAGAUUUAGUGAGUGAAAACGCUGAAGAACUGAGAUUUCGUCGCGUUUACAACGACAUGAGCUUACCUUGAGGCGGAUUUCGAUUUUUCAGAUGAAACCUGAACAGAUAACCAGUUGAAAGUUGUGAUUCCUUCAUCUCUCAUAUGUGUGUAGAUAUAUGAAAUUCAUUUGGGGAAAGAAUCACAGCUUUUUCUUUAGAAUUUCAGUGAAAUUGCUUCACUUUUAACUCUCUAGGCUUAAGAGAAUUAUUAAUACAAAGAAUUAUAUAUAGCGAACAUAUAUAUGUAGCUGUUAUUUGAGUAAACAUUUAGCUAAAAAUUUCAAUUCCCGGUGAGAGAUGUGUACAAAAGGCUUUUCCUUUCACAAUGAAAGGCAUCUUCUUGCGCACACAUCUCGGGAAAAAUGCCAAAGGGGAAUUUGCAGACUUUCUAUUCAUAGACGAGAGAGAAUCCUAAUUAAGAGUAAGAGGAUUUCUUCCACUGUUUUAAAGUGUGAAUGCCAAAAAACUCGGCAAAUUUCCCUCUGCAUAAGUAGCAUUAAAGAGCUUGAGUUAAUUUUUAUAUAAAUGUGAGCAUAAUUAAGAGUGUGUUUUGUAUAUAUUUCCUUCUCUCGCAAUUUAAAAUGGCAAGAAUACGGCAAAUCGUCUCAAUGUACACUUCUCUGUGAGCCCACUGAAAUGUACAUUGACACAACAGCCACUUCUUUUACGGGUGUAAUUUGUAAAUAAAGCUUGUUGCUAAUCA
Phlebotomus argentipes is the source of this 2344-nucleotide messenger RNA. RefSeq names its product G-protein coupled receptor dmsr-1. The record is from RefSeq and is a predicted model, not a curated record. The transcript has 8 exons. NCBI's taxonomy places the organism in Eukaryota, Metazoa, Arthropoda, Insecta, Diptera, Psychodidae. Gene Ontology annotation, cellular component: membrane. Gene Ontology annotation, molecular function: G protein-coupled peptide receptor activity. Bases 178 to 1479 code for a protein of 433 amino acids. Gene Ontology annotation, biological process: G protein-coupled receptor signaling pathway.